Kwoniella botswanensis is the source of this 2262-nucleotide messenger RNA. RefSeq lists its product as uncharacterized. Gene Ontology annotation, molecular function: RNA binding. The record is from RefSeq and is a predicted model, not a curated record. NCBI's taxonomy places the organism in Eukaryota, Fungi, Basidiomycota, Tremellomycetes, Tremellales, Cryptococcaceae. Bases 1 to 2262 code for a protein of 753 amino acids. The transcript has 11 exons.
AUGACAGCUCAACCUGCAAGAACCAACGGUGACAUCCCCCAUUCCUCGACGGAAAAGACCACUCCUUCCUCCUCCGUACCACCAAGGGUGGUACUGGCAGGAAAGGCAGGAAGGAUCCUGUGUGUAGCUGACAUCCGUGGUGAUUACCACGAGUUGAACAGACUCAUAAGAGAACAUGAAGCUACAGCUGUCAUCCACACUGGUGAUUUCGGAUUCAUGAAUGCAGACAGUGUGCCUCGUAUGGGUGACAAGAUUCUACGACAUCUCAUCACAUAUUCACCAUUGAUACCACUCGGUACACGAAAUCAACUGUUAUCAGAAGAAUUGGGCUUGGACAGACAAUCUUUGAUCGAACAAUUGAACAAUUCAUCGGUACAUUUCCCGCUCUCACAAUUCCCCCAUUUACUCUCAGGUGCCAUCAACUUCCCUGUACCUGUGUUCACAGUCUGGGGAUUGAUCGAAGAUGUUAGGGUAUUAGAAAAGUUUAGAACGGGAGAAUAUGAAGUGAACAAUCUGUUCAUCAUCGACGAAGCUACCUCGAGAGUCGUAGACGUAGGCGGAGUGAAGUUGAGAUUGUUCGGAUUAGGUGGUGCAGUCACUCCUCAUAAAAUGUGUGAGGGAUUCGCAACUAUCGCUGGUGGAUCAGGUACCAUGUGGUCGAGUGCUUUACAGAUGGGAGAGUUGAUAGAUACCGCUCAACGAGUUUACGACGCUUCCGAGACUCGUCUCUUCAUCUCCUCGGCCCCCAUUCGUAAUGGCCUCAUAUCGUUGAUCGCCAACGCUUUGAAAGCCGAUCUCACUAUUUCAGGCGGUCUACACUUCCGAUAUCCUGUUUCAUUCAACGAGUACUCCAUUCAUGAACAUUACGAGCAAUACACCCAGAAACUUCUCACCGCUUCUAGACAUUUCACCGAAGUCUACGAUGCCGUACGAGAUAAAGUGGACAGUAGUAUGAGCGAACAACAACAGGCCUUAUUGAGGAAGAUUACCGCUGCUGUGACUAAGAUGCCUAUAGAAUCGGAUCAGACUUGGACAAACACAUGGAAUUGGAUCCUCUCUGAUGCCUCAUGCGGACAUAUGGUACUUUCCAUUGCCGAUUGUAGAGUGUCAGCCGAGACGAAGACAGCUGGUCUCAAUUUCGCUCACAGAAGUGGGCAAGGUCCAAGCCUUCCAUCCGCUCCUAUCCCUGCGUCCACUACCGCUCCGGUCGCUCGACGCCCCGAUGCUACUGAAGCUCCUAAAACUAUCGCACCUACUCGAGCACCGAUCGGUCCAGGGAGUGCCACUGCCAGUAAAGCCGGUCAACCUUCUGGCGGUCCACCAACCGGUCCCAACUCGUUCAAGAAUGGCAUCAACCGAACGAACUCGGCCAGACCCCUACCCCCUUCUGCUACAACAGCUUCCCCCGCACCCGUGGCACCUGCUAAUACCACCUCCAAUGCGAAUGGAUCUAUUCCCGUAAAACCGCCUACUCAACCACGUGGACGAGGUGGUAAUAUCGCCGGUCAAGCAUUCGCAGCUGCUGGUGCGGUGAAAGACAAGAUCGUGGAAGCCGUCAAGCCAGGCUCUAAUACUUCAACAUCGAAAUCACCUGCUUCUGCACCAGCGAAACCACCAACUCCUAGUAUGAGCGUCAAACCUACCGUUACCUCUGACAAGACGACCAAAGACGAGACAAAGAAGACAGCACCAGCAACUAAUGGUGCUUCGACCAAUGGUGCGUCGAGCGAAGCUGGAAACACUUCAACUGAGUCUAAGGAAGGAGCCAAACCUGCUCAUAGUCGAGAAGGGUCUGGUGAAGUCAGAACUAAGAAAGCCAACUCUUUGUACCUCAAGGGAUUACCCGAAGCUACUACAGAAGAGGAGAUUAAGGGUUUAUUUAAAGAUCAAGCUGAUAAGAUUGCUGUAGUGAAAAUUAUAUCCGAUAGAAUGACGAAUAAACAAAAGGGUUUCGGAUACGUUGAUUUCUCAAAUGAGGAGGACAUGAAUGCUGCCUUGAAAGUAGCUGAAGGUGCUAAGAUUAGAGAUAAGGUUAUUCAAGUCGAAGUUUCCAACCCGCCUACUCGAUCUUUCCCCGACAGUGGAUUCAGAGGUAGAGGGGGACGAGGUGGUCCCAGCGGGUUUAGAGGUGGCAGAGGAGGAAGAGGAUUUGGAUCGAUUAGUGGUGGGUUGGGAAGAAAGGAUGGUGUAGCUGGUGAGAGUAAGGAAGGUGGUGCUACUGCUGCUGCUGCUGCUGUAUCGGCGGGAGAGAAGAAAGAGUAA